Messenger RNA from Pistacia vera, 3756 nucleotides. Its product is annotated as COP1-interactive protein 1-like. Bases 1 to 3756 code for a protein of 1251 amino acids. The record is from RefSeq and is a predicted model, not a curated record. The transcript has 17 exons. Lineage: Eukaryota; Viridiplantae; Streptophyta; Magnoliopsida; Sapindales; Anacardiaceae.
AUGUACACAGUUGAGGCAACUAGUGUAACAAGUGUACAAACUCAGGAGGAGGAAAACAUAGUUGGUCAGUCUAGAGAACUGAAGCAGAGAAAAUUGAACAGAGCUCUGAGGAAGGCCAUACAGUUACAGACAUCCACGGAAUCGAUUGAAAAAGAAACAGUUGAGAUCUUCCAGGAGAUGCAAAUGAGGCAGAAAAAAUUUUGGCCGGGACAGAAGAAACAGCCGAGAGUAUUGUGCAUGAGACAUGCAAAACCAAUGAAAGCCCCAGAGAAAUUGUUGAAACUUUCCAGAUUUGAUAAGUGGAUAGCCAAAUGGAGGAAGGUCCUCCUCAAAAACUUGAAGAAGCUUCACAGAAACAAGAAAAUGAGAAGGAAACAGAUGACAAUAGUGACACAAGGACACCAAGGGACAAUAAAAAUCACAAUGGAAGAGGAUCAUCAAGCACUUGCUGAAAUAUAUGAUACAAGCAAAAGCACAGAGAGUACAAUCCUGGAAACGAAGACAGUAGAUAAUAUGGUCGUUGAAGAUGACAUCAAGAAGGAAGAAUCCGAAGAGAUAUGUGAAGACUUCAAGGAUGCAGGGGAGUUUGAGGAAACUGAAAAGCAUGACAUAACAGAAGAAUGUAUUACUAAACCAGAACCUAUUGGAGAAAAUAUAGUUCAAAGCUCUGAGGAUGACGACAAAAAGGAAGAGACACCCACAACCGAGGCAUGUGCACAGCUUGAGGCGAGUAGUGUUGGUGAGGAUGAUGAAAAACAAACUCAACAUGACGAAAACAUAGUCGACCACCAGUUUGGGGAACUUGAAGUUGAGAAAACAGAACAAAGUUCUAAAGAAGACCAAACAGUUCUCGACAUCUCAUCAAAACCUAUUGAAGAAGAAACAGCUGAAAUUUAUCCAGGAAAUCUGAACGAGGCAGAAAAGCCAGGAGAAGAGGACAACCGGAAUGUAGAAGAGAGCAAUAUUAGAGACUGCAUUCCAGAAUCAGAUGUACCAGUUUCUGUCGAGAACUUGGAAGAUGAGGAAAAGAAAGCAACAGAGCCCAUAAGAGAGGUUUCUGAGAAGUCCAAAACGGAAGAAACAGCUGAGAGCAUUACAAAUGAGACAUGUAAAACAACUGAAAGCCCCCGAGAAAUUCUUGAUACUUUCCAGGUAAAACAACAGGUAAGUUCAGAGAGUAAAGAACUGAAUGUAACUGCCGCUGAAACUUCCCGGGAAGAGGAACCACAGAAAAACGAACCAGAAGAAAAGACUGAAAGACCGUUAACUUCAAUGUCGGACAAAAAUGAGGCAUUUAAUUCAGAUGCUGAAAAUUUGCCUUGCCAGAUGGAAGAAGGGGCUCCUCAAAACCUUAAAGAAGAUCCAUAUGAAGAAGAAAAUGAGAAAGAGACGGAGGACAACAAAAUCACAAUGGAAGAGGAUAACCAAGCAGUUGCUGAAACAUCUGAUGCAAGCAAAAGCGCGGAGAAUACAAUCCUGGAACCAAAGAGAGAAAUGGAUAAGAUGGUGGAUGAAGAUGACACAGGGAAAGAGCAAUAUAAAGAGUUAUGUGAAGAUAAGGAUGUUGAAGAAGUUGAAGAAAAGGAAAACAUAGUUGAAAAGUCUGAAAAAGUGGAAGUAGAGAAAAUUGAGCCGAGCUGUAUAGAAGAACAUGAAGUUGCCAACAUGUCAUUGGAAUCAAUUGGCCGAGAAGCAGUUGAGAUCUCUUGGGGAAAUGAAAUCAAGGCAGAAGAGUCAGAAGGAAAGAACGACGUAAUUAUAGAAGAGAACAAUAUUAGAAGCCUUAUUCCAGAACCAGUUGAACAAGUUUCCGAAAAGAACUUAGAAGAUGAGGAAAAGAAAGCAAAAGAGUUCACAGAAGAGAUUCUUGAUAACUCCAAGACUGAAGAAGCUGCUGAGAGCACUAAUAAUGAGACGGGGAAAACCAUAGAAAGCCUCAGAGAAAUUCUUGAUACUUUCCAGGAGAAACGUGGAGAAAGUUUGCAGAGCGAAGAGAAAGACCUAACCGCUAUAGAAUCUUCCCAAAACCUUGAAAAAACUCCACAGAAAGAAGAAAAUGAAAAAGAAACAGAAGAAAACAAUGAUACCAAGGACAAUAGAAUAGCGAUCAAGGAGGGUCUUCAAGAAGUUGCUGAAACAUCUGAUGCCAACAAAACUACAGAAAGUUCAGUCCUGGAACUGAAGACAGAAGAGGAUAAUAUGGUGGUUGAAGAUGACAUUAAGAAGGAAGAAUCCAAAGAGUUAUUUGAAAAUUCCAAGGGUGCGGAAAAUGAUAAACAUGAGAUGACUGAAGAAUGUCGUGGUGUUGAUAAAAAAGAGGAAGAGACAUCCAAAAUUAAGCUUGAGGCAACUGGUGUGGUUGAGGAUGCUGAAACACAAACCCUAAAAGAGGAAAACCAGUCUGCAGAAUUUGAAGCAGAGAAAUCUGAGAAGAGCUUUAAAGAAGACCAGACCAUUGGCUGCAUCUCACCAGAAUCAAUUGAACAAGAAACAGUUGAAAUUUCUCCAGUUAGUGUGAACAAAACAGAGAAGCCAGAAGGAGAGAAGGUAGAACAAAUUGUAGAAGAAAGCAUCACUACAGACCUCGUUCCAGAAUCAGUUAAACAAGCUCCAGUCAAGAACUUAGAAGAUGAGGAAAAGAAAACAGAGGAGUCCACAGGAGAGAUUUCUGAUGACUCCAAGGUAGAAGAAGCAACUGAGAGCAUAGAAAAAGAGACAGGCAAAAGUAAAACCACGGAUAUCCCCGGAGUAGUUCUUGAUAAUUUCCAGGUGACACAAGGAGAAAGUUUGCCAACUGAAGAGAAGAACCUAACUGGAAAGGAAUCCUCAGCAGAAGAGAAGAUUGAAGAAUCUUUAUCUUUGAUGUCCAAUGCAGAUGGGCCAUUUAGUUCAGAUGGUGAUAACAUGUCUUGCCUGACAGAGGAAGAGGCUUCACGAAACCUUGAAGGAGCUCCACUGAAAGCAGAGAAAGAGAAUGAAACAGAAGAUAACAAUGAAACUAAGGACAACAAAAUAGAAACGGAAGAGGAUCUUCAAGCAGUUGCUGAAACAUCUGUCGCAAGCAAAAGCGCAGAGAGUAUAAUCAUGGAAUCGAUGUCAGAAAUGGAUAAUAUGACAGCUGAAGAUGACAUAAAGAAUGAAGAACCCAAAGAGUUAUGUGAAAAUUUUGUGGGUGUUGCUAAGGUUGAGGAAAUCGAAAAGCAUGAUGGUACGAAUGAAUGUGUUUCUACAAAAGAAAUAGUUCAAAGCUCUGAAGAAGAUAAAAAAGAGGAAGAGACACCCAAAAUUGAGGUAUAUUCUCACCAUGAGCCAACCAGUGUAGUGGAGCAGUCGAGAGACUUUGAAGUAGAGAAAACUGAGCAAAGCUUUAAAGAGGAACAUACAGUUGCCGACAUUUCACCGCAAUCGAUUGAACAAGAAGCAGUUGAGAUCCCUAAGGAAAAUGAAAGCAAGGCAGAAGAGUCAGAAGGAAAGAACAAAAUAGAGCAGGUAGUAGAAGAGAGCAAUACCGAUACAACAGAAACUUCACCAGAGGAAAAACCUCCGGAAAGUGAACCUGAGCUUGAACACUUGCUAACUUCAAUGUCUGACAAAAAUGAGGCAUUUAGUUCAGAUACUACUAAAAUGCCUUGUCUGAUGGAAGAAGAGGUUGCUCAAAACCUUGAAGAAGCUCAAGCUCCACAGGAAGAAGAGCAUAUGAAAGAAACAGAUGACAUCAAGGACAACGAAAUAGAAACGGAAGAGGUGAAGAAAUAA